AAAAAAUUGUUUCUGAUCAAUAAUCUCGUCGUAAACAGUUAAGAAACACAAGUCGUGUAUGUGUUGUUAUAGAUGUUUGAAGAAUUGUGUGUGACGAAAAUAAAACAUACGUCCAAUGAAACGUUCAUUUUUUUCGUUUAGUAAUUGAAGUAGUAAAUAUUAAACAACUCGCAUCCAUAAAAUGUAUUAUUAGACCAACAUGUGGAAUAUGUUGGCCAACACUCGAAAUUAAAGUAGCGGAGACAGUGUGCAGCACGAUGUAGUUCUUUUCUAGCUGAAAGGUUUUGUUUCAUAUAAAGCAUGGGCAGCAGUCACUUGCAUGUAGUUUGGGACAAUCAUAUCUCCAAUUUGCAAACAGUUCUCUACGAAUUCUACAAUCGUCAUAGCUUAGCUGACGUCACAAUAUCAUGCAAGGAUGGUUCUUUAAAAGCACACAAAAUAAUUUUAUCUGCCUGCAGCCCGUACUUUGAGACUGUCUUUCAGGAAAAUCCGUGUGAACAUCCUGUUGUGAUACUAAAAGAAAUUUCAUGUUAUGAGAUGCAAAUAUUACUUCAGCUUAUGUACCGUGGGUCCACUGAUGUUCUGGAAGAAGAUAUUUCUGAUAUCAUACAAACAGCAAAUGAACUUAAGGUAAAGGGAUUUGUUCAAGCUGCAGUGAAGAAUGUUACAGAAGACACAGACAGACUAGAAAACGAUUCUGGAAUGGACCAGCAUAAUUCAUCUACCAUGUUGCCCACUAAUGAUGAUCAUGAGUAUCAGGAUGAAUCUGACUUACAUGUUCUGAAAGACACAAGACAGAAUGGAGAAAAUUAUGGUUUAGAGGAUGAUGUGGAAGGUAUCAAUGGGCUUGUGGACACAAAUGACCAGGUUGACAACUCUACAAGUGAGGUGGAUCAGGAAAUAAUGGUAUCUUCACCAUAUUCAGUGGCAGAACUGAAAUGUAAAUCCAUGAAGCGCCAUCGGAGGAAAAAUGGUUUGAUAACUCGCAGAAAGGCUGUAGAGGUUCAGGAUUCUCUGUCACGGAGUUCAGAAGAUGAAAAGAUGCUUUGUGAUAGACAAAGAUCGAGACUGCCAAGCAAAAAUGAUGACUCUACAUUAAAUGCUUUAAAUGAUGUUGAUACUCCAUUGCAACCACAAUCAAAUUUUACCAAUAAAUCAGCUAUGAAAGAAUUGCGCUGUAAAUCUGUUGAUGACAAAUUUAUUCAUACAAUCCCUGAGAUCCAAAUAAAAGAAGAACAGCUAGGCGCAGUGGAUUAUAGUGUGGUGUCAACACACAGUGAUACAAGGAAUUAUAAGGAUACCUAUAAGGUGAAACAGAGUGUUUGUGACAAUCCUGUCAGUACCUAUCUCUCAUGCAGUGAUAUUUCUGAUGUUACAACAUUAAUAAGGAGAAGUGAGAUUGCAGCAAAGCCACAUGAAUGUGAAUACUGUGGUUUAUCAUUCAGUCGUGCGUCUCACCUUGCCAGACAUCGCCGUGUCCAUACUGGAGAAAGACCAUUUAUUUGUGUUUUGUGCCAACGAAAGUUUACUCGUCAAGAUAAACUUAGGCUGCAUGUGAUGAAAUACCAUGCUUUGGAUAUGAAAGAUAGGAAAUAUCAGAGUUACAUAUUAACACAAAAGGUUUCCAGUGGUGCAAAUAAUGCAGUAACAGAAGAUGAACUGCGAGAAAUAGGAAGGGGAGAGUCAUCGCUUCCAUUUGGAGAUACCAGCUAUUUAUCAUCACUUUCAUUUGGACAGCAGAAACAUACUGACUCAACAGUCAGUGCAGCAGAAACUUUAGACUCAAAUACAGAUGAACUGUUAUAUUCUGUAAGACAACUUGGGGAGUGUACUAUCCAGGCAGUGACUAAACAGGAAGUUAAUUCUUAAUGCAUACUGUACUCUGAACUUUUCAUAUAUUAAAUGUGAAUGUGACAGUUAAUACCAAAGAUGAUAGUGAUAGUGAAAGAUGUGAUUUUCUUUUCUUUUGGCCAUGGUUGAUUUAUUUUUUUAAUUUUAUUUGGCCUUUGGCAGUGUAACACUAUUUAGGCAUGUGGUUAUGAUUUGUCUUUAUUUCCUGUAUACUGCUUCAUUGUUACUUUUGUGUGUGUGUGUGUGUGUGUGUGUGUGUGUGUGUGUGUGUGUGUGUGUGUGUGUGCCCUCUUUCCUUCUGCAUGUGUCUGCUCUGUAAUGCUUUUUCUAUGAAGUAUUGUGACAAGAGAAGGUAUCAAAAACUAAAGGAAGUUAAUGAAGGUUUUGCAGAAGAUGUGUAAUCAAUACAUACAGGAAUGUAAACAGUUUGGCAAUGUAUGAAAUAUGGUGGUGGCUUUAAAAAUGAAAAGUGAUUCAGAUAAGGAAAACAUGGACACUCACAGGUGCCAUCAGCCUAGUUGCAUUGAUGGACUUUUAGAGAGGAAGUCUGCUCACCAUUAGAAAGUUAGCAAUUUAAACAGUAGCCUAAGUGCUGUGACUGGUGAAACAGAUGCCAUUAUUAGUAGUUUAUUUUUAUUGUGUGUUUUAUAAAUGUUGUGUUAUGAUAUGUUUUCACAUACUAAGCGUUGUUCUCAUGCAGAUUCAGUGAUUAUAAGUCAUACAAGGAUUACCCCUCCCCCACGCCCUUAAAAAAUGAAAAAAAAUAGGAACUAGUUUUUACAAGCUAUAUAUUUCCAAAUUGCUUACAAAACAACCUUCUCCCCUUCAAAAUACUCCUCUCCAUUACAACUAAUACAUUUGUCCCACCGAUCCUUCCUCUGUCCGAAACAUUUUUUGUAGUCAUCUUUAGAAAUGGCUGGCAGCUCCUCUCUGGUUUUUUCUUGACUUCUUCAGUGUUAUCAAAUUGGUGUUCUCCCAUCCCCUUUUAAUGUGUGGAAAUAAGAAAAAGUCGCUCAGGGCCAGGAAAGGUGAGUAAGGUGUAUAUGGGGUCUUUUUUGGUGAACACUGUUGCACAAUCUUCUUGAAACUUCCAAAUAAAACAUUUGGUGUUGAUAUGACCUGGGGGAACAAACUCUGAAUGAACUAUGCCCUUGUCAUCAAAAAAGCAAAUUGUUUUGAUGUUUGAUUUGACUUGACGACAUUUUUUUGGAUGGGGUGUCCAUGACAUCUUCCAUUGGCUUUGACUGUUGCUUUAUUUCUUGGUUGUAACCAUAGCACCAUGACUCAUUAUCAGUAAUGACCUUUGACAGAAAGUCGUAAUCAGUUUCAAGCUGUUGUUUCAAAGCAUGACAUGUUUCAACUCGACGUUUGUUUUGAUUGCCAGUCAGAAUCUAAGGAAUGAACUUGGCAGCAACCUUUUUCAUUCCCACAUCUUCCAUUAAAAAGUGCUGAACCGACCUCCAAAAUAGCCCACUAAUCUCUGACAGUUGGUCAAUUGUCUGUCGAUGGUCUGUGAGCACAGGCUCUUGAAUUUUUUCCAUAUUUCUGGUGAUUUGGGCAGUUGACAGACAUCCAGAAUGAGGUUUGUCAUCAAUCAACAUGUUGCCAUUUUUAAAUUGAGCAACCACUUUUACACUUGAGUUUUCAGUAGCCUCAUUAUGGUAAGCUGUUUCCUACAAUAAAACAGUUUCAGCAGCAUUUUUACCAAGUAGAAAAAAAAUUUUCACAGAUGCAAGUUGUUCACUUAAACUUGCCAUUAUAAAAAAUAAACAAGAAUGAAACAGUGCUAGCAAAAACAAUCACUGCAGGUGAACAGAACAAGCCAGGUUGACAACGCGGGGGCACUGAACUCGCAAUGAGUUGCGCUAUACACACGUAGUGGCAGAAGUACAUAUCACACAAGCUCCACUAGUCUGUGUUUUGGGUACCCCCAAGUAUAUCAAGAAACCCUUCUGGCCAGCACAGUUGGUUAAUUUUUAUCUAUUACCAACCAGCAUGGCCUUAUCACUUCCUUCUUAUAUGGGUAGCCUAACGGGCACAAGUGAAGCAGGCAGUCUGUGUGUUGGAUAAUACAACUGUAAAACAGUGAGUCUGAACCACCUACCGGGAAAUUGUACCUCUACAAAUUGGUUUUAUAUCACUUGCAUAUUUGCAUUUACAUCAUUUUAGCAGAUGAUGCUCUCUCAAAAUUGUCAUCUGUCAGCAGUUUUCAAGUAGGAGUAAAAUUUUAGUUCUCCAGUUCAUUAUUUUAUUUUGUCAAGAACCAUUCUUCCUUUAUUCCCUUCACUGAUUUCAUGUUACUCAGGUUAUAAGAAUAGUCUCAUGUAUUCAGACUGAAAAGUGUCCAUGAAAUUUCACAGUAACUGUACAAAACGGUCUGCAUUGCAUUUCUGAUAUAAUCUUUGCUUCAUCCAAAUACUGUGCCUCUGCAUCAUAACAUUAAAGUGAGACCUUUGCUGCCGGCCGGGGUGGCCGAGCGGUUGUAGGUGUUACAGCCUGGAACCGCGCGACUGCUACUGUCACAGGUUCGAAUCCUGCCUUGGGCAUGGAUGUGUGUGAUGUCCUUAGGUUAGUUAGGUUUAAGUAGUUCUAAGUUCUAGUGAACUGAUGACCUCAGAGCCAUUUGAACCAUUUUUAAGACCUUUGCUAUGACACAAAACUAUUGUGCCUUGGAAAGCUUAGGUAUUAUGUCUGCUAAGGCAUACUCUUUUCUUUCUUACUUGUAAGGAAACUAUAAUUUGUUAAUAUGCCAUAGUUAAACAUAACAUAAACUGCAAAUUGAUAUAUUGUAACUUUUGAGAAAAAUACUACUAAUUUAGUAUUGUCUAUUCAUUAGUGUUACUUCUUUAUAAAAGAUACUCAUUUCUUUAAGGUAUAUAAAGGU
Molecule: messenger RNA, 4735 nt
Organism: Schistocerca nitens (vagrant locust)
Lineage: Eukaryota; Metazoa; Arthropoda; Insecta; Orthoptera; Acrididae
Product: myoneurin-like
Exons: 4
Coding region: 301-1869 (522 amino acids)
Biological process (GO): regulation of transcription by RNA polymerase II
Cellular component (GO): nucleus
Molecular function (GO): protein binding
Source: RefSeq, a predicted model, not a curated record